Molecule: messenger RNA, 2796 nt
Organism: Engraulis encrasicolus (European anchovy)
Lineage: Eukaryota; Metazoa; Chordata; Actinopteri; Clupeiformes; Engraulidae
Product: protein lin-9 homolog
Exons: 15
Coding region: 41-1681 (546 amino acids)
Biological process (GO): regulation of cell cycle; DNA-templated transcription; regulation of transcription by RNA polymerase II
Cellular component (GO): nucleoplasm; transcription repressor complex
Molecular function (GO): DNA binding
Source: RefSeq, a predicted model, not a curated record
CGACCGGCAGCCUUUGAAAACGUAGCGCGGCUGAUUCAAGAUGGCGGAGAUGGAACAGCUGCUGGACGAAAGUUCUUCAGCCAAAGCCCUCGUCAGUCUGAAAGAAGGAAGUUUAUCAAACACAUGGGGUGAAAAGCACGCCUCACCCAAGUCACAAACUUCAAAGGGAAGAUUAGAUUUUUCACCUGGGGAGAGUACACGAGGCUCGAAGAGGAGCCGUGCUGCUAUGUCUGAAGAGGAUGAAGGUCCAGUUGCCUCGAGGUCUCCGCGGAGGAGCCACAGAAUGACUGCUACGCCACAGAAAUUUGCUGAUCUUGCAGUCCCUGACAAAAAAGCAUCUCAGAAAAUUGGCCUGAGAUUAAGGAAUUUAUUGAAAUUGCCCAAGGCUCAUAAGUGGUGCAUAUAUGAGUGGUUCUAUUCAAACAUCGAUGGACCGUUGUUCGAGGGAGACAAUGACUUCUGCCUCUGCUUGAAAGAGUCAUUCCCGGCCCUGAAAAUGCAGAAGCUAACGCGAGUUGAAUGGGGAACAAUCAGAAGAUUGAUGGGAAAACCUAGAAGGUGCUCGUCGGCGUUCUUUGCUGAGGAGCGUUCAGCACUGGAACAGAAGAGGCAGAAGAUCCGGCUGCUGCAGCAGAGGAAGCUGACAGACACGUCCCAAUGCAAAGACCUUCCCGAGGAGAUCCCCCUGCCUUUAGUCAUAGGAACCAAAGUCACAGCUCGCCUGAGAGGAGUACAUGAUGGCUUAUUUACUGGCCAGAUUGAUGCAGUGGACACGAGCGCAGCAACGUACAGAGUCACAUUCGACAGGAAAGGCUUAGGAACGCACACAGUUCCUGACUAUGAAAUUCUUAGCCAUGACCCUGGGGAGACGAUGCCCCUGUCUGCCUUUGCCCAGAAGCAGCGGCCAGCUCGCCUCCACACCUUCCUCGCUCCAGCACCCACACUGGACACGUACUCCUCAUCAUCAACCCCAUCUGCACUCAUGGAUAACGACCCUUUGCUCGGCCAGUCACCGUGGAAGAGCACUCUGAUGACGUCAGAGGGGGAAACUCUUGGUGGCUUUCCGGUCAACUUUCUUGUACAAGUUACACGAUUAUCAAAGAUCCUCAUGGUGAAGAAGGAGCACAUUAAGCAACUGAAGGAGAUGAACGCUGAAGCAGAAAAGCUGAGAUCGUAUGCCAUGCCGAUAGAAUAUGAGUUCCAAAGGAGAUAUGCCAACACUGUGUUGGAUCUGGAACAGCUCAACAAAGACCUCAAUAAGGUGCUGCACGAAGUGCAGCAGUAUUGCUAUAAGCUGGCGCCCGAGCAGGGCCUUCCGCCUGCUGAGGAGGCGGUGGAUGCCAGGCAAAGGUGCGAAGAGGAGGCCCAGAAAAUCGUCAGCCAGGCCAACGACCUGCCCAACGGCCAGCAAUGUGUCAACAGCCCCAAGCUCACCCAGCUCAUCUCCAACCUCACCACCCUGCUGCUCCAGAUCAAGUGUUUGGCUGAGGGAGGGGACCUGAAUUCUUUUGGGUUCAAAUCAUUGACUGAUUCGCUGAAUGACAUCAAGAAGUCAAUUGAUAGUUCCAAUGCCAGUUGCUUUCAGAACAACGUGGAGAUCCAUGUGGCGCACAUCCAGAGUGGUCUGAGCCAGCUCGGGAACCUGCGCGCUUUUGCAGCCAACAACACCCACUGCAAUUAAGCUUCACCGGUUUCAGUACAGUACACAUCUUGUCCAUACCUGUACUCAUCCUCAGACUGCAGAACACAAUACCUUGGACAGCUAAGAAGUGCUCUUUCAAACAGUUCAGAGAACUCUUAAUGGGUUGUUGUUGUUGUUGUUGCUGUUGUUUUUUUUGUUGUCCUUUUGUUUGUUUGUGUUUGUCUUGGUGUGGAAGCGAUCAGGGUUGGUUUGGUUUUAGCCCCUUAUAAAGGUUACAUCAGAUUGUAAAGAAUUAAACCUGUCCCUAUUCGCUUCCUCUUUUUUGCUCUUGGUCCAGCCGUGUCAACCUUUUUGAACAUUUUUAGUGUAAAUUUCCAAAGCUAUACCGUAAGUGCAAAUGGUCUGCAUAGCUAUCCCUGUGCUUGUUAUUGCAUCAUUUUAAGGGCGUCUUUUUCCUCCAACCUAAUGGAAUUGAAGGGUGUUGUGGUGGUGUUGGAUUUUUUUGUUGUUUUUUUUUUUUUUACUCAGCGGCUUGGUUUGGGUAUGGGUAACCUUUACAUAGAUGGUGCAGGCUCAAAUAGACACGUUAAGUUAUGCACAUAUUUGUACUGCACAACAAUGUUAAGUGCAGUCAUUUAUGUUUCUCAUGAGAUUUUAAGUUUUCCUCCUUUUUUCCAUUUACAUGUGUAAGCUUAGAGGUUUUUAAAAUGUUAUGGCGCCUCUAUAAAUCUGUUUUCAUUCAUGAUAUUUUGUGACACUUAAAAUGAGUGAUUUUCAAACAGAAAAACAGAUACGAUUAACAGCCUUAACUCUAAGUGCUAUUUUUGUAGGCUACUUUGUGUGUGUAAAGUGAAAGUAUUUAUGAUCUCUGGUGAACAGAGAAGGAUGUGAUUUGUAAAUACUGAAAUGAUUUUAUCACGACUCUUUGUAUAGUUAUUCUCACUAUUCUUUAAAUAUCUGUUGGUAAAUGCAGAUAUCUGCCUUCAGUGGUGACACUUAUGAUUUCCUCAAAUUAUAAAGUAUUUAUGAUUGUAUUUUAUUGCGUAAAUGCAGCGUCGGUUCACACGGAGAGGUCUGGGGUGCAUGAUUUCACUAUGCAAAUCAGCUUUUGAAAAAAUGUUUAUUAAUAUAAGAGAAUAAAAUGCUUUCCUCCA